This is a messenger RNA of Macadamia integrifolia, 1723 nucleotides long. Its product is annotated as THO complex subunit 4D-like. NCBI's taxonomy places the organism in Eukaryota, Viridiplantae, Streptophyta, Magnoliopsida, Proteales, Proteaceae. Gene Ontology annotation, molecular function: mRNA binding. The transcript has 7 exons. Gene Ontology annotation, cellular component: nucleus. The record is from RefSeq and is a predicted model, not a curated record. Gene Ontology annotation, biological process: mRNA export from nucleus. Bases 473 to 1300 code for a protein of 275 amino acids.
CUAAAACCCUGGCAAAGCUCCCAAGCUAAUAAUGGCGCUUUAAAGUUUAAAGAAGCGAAGACCUGUAAAAAGUCCUCCUUGACUUCGUACGCUCCUUCUUCCACCGCUGGAGGUUUCACCCUAAAUCCUUAAUCCUCCCCCUGGCCUUUCCUUGAAAGGAAGACGAAACCUUCACAAACCCUAACAUGAAUCUCUGAGGCUCCUUCUCAUCGUCUCAUCAUCCUCUUCGAAGUUUUCUCUUUAAAUCUAGGGUACCUCUCUGGCUUGCUUAAGUCGCUAUACUCUCAUGUCUUCUUCUCUGCCCUUGCUCUGCUAAAUUUCUCAUCCUUUUCUCUCUGGAUCGAGAAAAUCUCUGCUCUAUAGUUUGCGCUGAAAUCUGUUUCAGCCCUUUUUUCAUUAUCUUCUUUGCUCUAGGUUGAUUGGCUAGUGCUUUUUCUUUAUUCUUCUUCUUUGGUUGGACUUACAGAGCGUGAUGGCAACUUCUUUGGAUAUGUCGCUUGAUGAUCUGAUAAAGAGCAGAAGUAGUAGCGAGAGGGGGAGAGGUCGAGGCCGUGGUCGGGCCCGCAGAGGGCGAGGCCAAGGUGGGAGUUUUGGCCGUGGAAGAACGGGAGGGAACCGUGGAGGGGCUCUAAGGGUGAAUGCACGGCCAUCAUCUUACGCAAUUGCUAAGUCUUUCAACAGAACCAAGGAUUUUACGUGGCAACAUGAUUUGUUUCAAGAUAGCCUGAUGGCUGCAGGGAUAUCUGGGAUUGAAUCUGGGACAAAGUUAUACGUCUCAAACUUGGACUAUGGUGUUAGCAAUGAAGAUAUAAAGGAACUUUUCUCUGAGAUUGGAGAGCUGAAGCGGUAUGCAAUCCAUUAUGACAGAAAUGGGCGUUCAAGUGGUUCAGCUGAAGUGGUGUAUGUUAGAAAAAGUGAUGCAUUAGCGGCUGUUAUGCGAUAUAACAGUGUUGUACUGGAUGGGAAGCCAAUGAAAAUUGAAAUCAUUGGCACCAAUUUGGAAUUGCCUGUUUCAGCUAGAAUGAAUGUCAUUGGAGCAGCAAAUGGAAGAGGAAGGAGAACAGUUUUUAUGACGCCUGAAGUGGGUCUUGGAAGAGGAUCUGCUCCAGUCAAUAAUAGUUCUGGCAGGUGGAGUCGUGGAGUUUCCUGGCGUGGCCGUGGUGGUGGCCGUGGCCGUGGUCGUGGUCGAGGCCGUGGUUGGGGUCGUGGCCGUGGGAGGAAACAACCUGUUGAGAAGUCAGCUGAGGAACUGGAUAAAGAAUUGGAUACCUAUCAUACUGAAGCAAUGCAAACAUCCUAGUUCUUUUCAGAUCUGGGAAAUGGAAUAUGCAAUGCAAACAUCCUAGUUCUUUUCAGAUUUGGGAAAUGGAACAUUACCUGGCAGUUAAUAGAUUAGCAGAGUGAGCUGUAUAGACAGAAUGGCAAAGGGGCGUUACUGCAGUAGUAAUUUUUUGGGGUUGUAUUUUGUUCAUAUGCUUUGCUCCUGGUUAGAUUUGACUUGUUAGAAUUGAAAGUUUUCUCAAUGCAGACAUUGCAGAUAGUGUAUGAUCCUUAAAAACCUUUAAUUGUGUUAAAACCUGUGUAUACGAGCUCUUUUGGUCAUUAUCUUUUCUAAUAGUUUUUAGGUUUUACAAAUAGUGGUUAUACUUGCCGAACUUUGGUAGGAUUUUUCGUACUUUUUCAUUCUCCUGUGGAAUGUAAUCUAGUUUGUCUCCUUAUGUCA